CAGAAAUAUGCGCCUCAGGAAUACAUAUACAACGAUUGGUUCGGCACACACCACCCCUGUUGCAUAAUAUGUUCGAGUAGAUUAUUUGUUAAUGUUGUAAGUUGUGCAUUCAUGUCCUAUAAUAAGUCAGUUUUAUAUCGUUACUGGCUGCGGUAGGUUACCUUCUCAGCUUUAGCUAGCUGCUCACUGUGCUAAAGUAUACACAAAGUUGCUGGCUGUGUUUGUAACAUAGAGUUUAAGAUAAACCACACAGGACAUAAUCAUGGUUUAUACACAGAUACUGAAAGCCCUGCAUCAAAAUUUGCAGCAGACAGCGACACAGUACGCCGUGCAGACAUGUAAACUCACGCAGGUUAGCUUGCUCAUCCACACACACAGGACAGUGUCAACCGUAUCCAGACUGACCUUCCACAGAAGAGUAGAGGCUCCUUCGCCUGUUCUGCCAACCCUGAGCUACUUCAUUCAAACACAGAGACAGCGGGGUAUUUCUCUCGACUUUAGGGCCCGAAAUAAGAGUAGCCCCGAGGACAGAGACAAGUCAGUUGCCAGGUAUCAAAGUGGGAGCCCAAAGCCUUCAGCUGCACAAAAAGUGAAGGAAGCUGGCAGAGACUUCACCUACUUGAUUGUUAUUCUCAUUGGGCUUGGAGUGACAGGUGGGCUGUUAUAUGUGGUGUUCCAGGAGUUGUUCUCUUCCUCCAGCCCAAAUAAAAUCUAUGGGAAAGCCUUCGAAAAAGUCAAGUCACACCCAGAAGUGAUUGGUGCAUUUGGGGAGCCACUCAAAUGUUAUGGUGAGACCACCCGUCGAGGAAGGAGGCAGCAAGUCAGUCACUUGGAGUACGUGAAGGACGGACUGAAGCAUAUGAGACUUAAGUUUUACAUUGAAGGCUCAGAGCCAGGCCUCAAAGGAACUGUACAUUCAGAGUCAAAGGAGAAUAAUGAAACUGGAAAAUAUGAGUUCCGUUACAUAUUUGUGGAUAUAGACACCUACCCAAGACGGACCAUCAUUGUGGAAGAUAACCGAUAAGAAAGAUGAUGGACUCAGAAGUGAUACUUCACUGAAAAAAUGUGAAUACUGUGUUUCUAUAAGGCAAGGUUGUGUUAUUGGAUAAAUAGCUAAGGAUGUAGACUGUAAUUUACUAUUUAAAGUUGUCAUGCAUUAACAAUUAUGGCUGAUUUAAAUUUUGUUACAAUGAUGUACUCGUCAGCAAUUGGUGAGGAGAUUUGCAAAGCAGAUAAUAACAGAUAAUUUUUUGGCUUUGGUUUUUUUUUUUGACUGAAACAAUAGGAUAGGAAUCUUGAAAUAAUGUGUAAUCAAAGAUGCUUUUCGUAAUAAAAAUGUUUGUCUGUUAUUUGCACAAGAAUACACAUACAAUUAAAAUAUCAGUGCUUUAUUAUUA
This is a messenger RNA of Xiphias gladius (swordfish), 1397 nucleotides long. It is a transcript of the gene timm21, whose product is annotated as translocase of inner mitochondrial membrane 21. Bases 263 to 1024 code for a protein of 253 amino acids. Gene Ontology annotation, biological process: protein import into mitochondrial matrix. Gene Ontology annotation, cellular component: TIM23 mitochondrial import inner membrane translocase complex. NCBI's taxonomy places the organism in Eukaryota, Metazoa, Chordata, Actinopteri, Istiophoriformes, Xiphiidae. The transcript has 6 exons. The record is from RefSeq and is a predicted model, not a curated record.